CGGAACCUAAGCGGAAAAAAUCGCGCAAAUGGAUCAGACCUGACGCGCUGAUAAUCCGCCCUGCCGAAAAAGAGAAGUAUUCCGAGAUAUUGCGCCGCAUAAAGCGUGAUGUCCCAGCAGACCAGGUUCGAAAUACCGUCGAGAAGGACCAUCACAGGAAUUCUUCAAGACGAUGCUAAGGUAGUCUGUAAAGGUCCACAGGAGACCAUUGAGAUUCGAGACAUCGACGAAGAAACGACGAAGGAAGAGAUCCAGGCUGCCCUGAAAGAGGAAGUUGGAAAAGAUCAUGAGAUACCUCUAGAAGGAAUAAAAAUCCGUAAGGCUUUCAGAGGUACGCAGACGGCUGCAGUCACUUUACCUAUGACCAUCGCGCGAAAAUUAGUGGAAGGAACCGGCAAGAUCCAUGUCGGGUGGGUUAACUGCCGAAUCAAAGCGACGACGAGACCUAUCCAAUGCUUUAAAUGCUGGCACUUUGGACAUGUUGGGCCCCAAUGUAAAAGCCAAGUAGACCGAUCUAAGCUCUGCAUCAGAUGUGGACAAGAAGGGUACCGUAUCGCGGACUGUAAAAAUUCUGCCAAGUGUGCAAUAUGUGCUGACCAGCAAGGAGCAAAGGACGUGGCUCACCAUGCCGGCACCUACAGAUGCCCGGUAUAUCAGGAGGCGCUCCAAAAGUUGACGAACAAACAAGCAUGA
Molecule: messenger RNA, 693 nt
Organism: Cotesia glomerata
Lineage: Eukaryota; Metazoa; Arthropoda; Insecta; Hymenoptera; Braconidae
Exons: 2
Coding region: 109-693 (194 amino acids)
Molecular function (GO): zinc ion binding; nucleic acid binding
Source: RefSeq, a predicted model, not a curated record